Messenger RNA from Phaeoacremonium minimum UCRPA7, 1935 nucleotides. RefSeq lists its product as hypothetical. The record is from RefSeq and is a predicted model, not a curated record. The transcript has a single exon. Bases 1 to 1935 code for a protein of 644 amino acids. NCBI's taxonomy places the organism in Eukaryota, Fungi, Ascomycota, Sordariomycetes, Togniniales, Togniniaceae.
AUGCAGGGGGAAAGCCCUUCGCCGUCUCCCAGGCCUGUUGAGGAGAAACCUCAACCUCUCACUCUCGCGCCUGAGGCUUUGGAGUCAACUCAGUCGCCACCGGACGAUUGGGAGGUUGCCAAGGCAUACUGGCGAAGUCUCACCGCUGACAAGCGUGCUCAGUUGGAGAAGGAGGCAAUAGAGGAUGCCGGAAUCGAGGGUGAUCUGGAGGAAGUCAAGCAAGAAGAUAAGAAGCCCAGACGGAAGAAGUCAGUGGAGAAGCGGGCGGCGGAGAAGAAGGUCAUCGAAGAGCAGAGACAUGUUGAUCCGGAACGCACCUACAUGAUCAAGCCCGGCACGAGGGUUGAGGCGGAUUCAUACUCUUCGGCACCAGCAAAGACUAUGCGGAAAAAGCAACAGGCUCCUGCCCCUGCUACGCAGCCCGCCACACACAUGCGUAAGUCGAUGCGUGGUGCGGAGCAACCGCAGCCCAGAGCCAGCGCUACUGUGGGAGGCGUUGCCGCAGGUGGUGCCGCAGGUGGUGCCGGAGGUGCACCCCGGAUCCGCAAGUCAAUGCGAACCAACGGGCCGGAACCACAGCAAAGAUCGGCUCCUGCCGCUCGACCUGUGUCUUACCAGCCACCCAGCUCUGCUCCUCGGCAGCCUCAGGGACAUGCUAGGACCAUGUCUGAUCAAAGCUACCAGAGCUCUCAGGCAUCUGCACGAGCAGCAGUAGGAGUGGCCAAGGCGAUGCAGCCCAAGCUCACUCGACGGGGAUCUGACUCGAGUGAAAGCAGUUUCAAGCGUGCUCGGACCCGGUCAGGUGAAGGCUUUGGCUUCCGAAGAACAAUGCGGGGACAGGGGCAUGAGCCUUCAAACUCACAGGACAGUGGCAGGCCUUCGUCCAGCAGGUUCUCACUGAGAUCGCUUUCGCCUACCGGGUCUCCGUUCCGUCGCUCAUCGACUGUGGACUCACCUCCUGUCAGCAUGGGCAACCGGAUGAAGACUUCCAUGCGUGGAACUGCUGAGCCACAGCGUAAGGGCUCACGGCUAUCAUCGCUCGGCUUCUCUUCCAAGCCGAAAGCUACGGGCAAGACCAGGAAAGCGAGCCGUUUUGGUGAUUCGAGCGAUGAAGACGAACCCCGCCAGGGCUUCCGCAGUCGUUUCGAUGACUCGAGCGACGAGGAUGCUGUUCCUGAGAAGCUGCCACCUCUGGCUGUUCCCAAGAACGCCCGAGGCAAUAUCGCCGCAACGAGGACUACAAUACCUGCUAGCCAGACACUGCACGAGGAGGACGAACAGUCUUCGGAUCUGCCUGAUAGCGAUGAGGAACGUAAGCAGCCUCAGCGAAAGGGCUCCGGCAGACAAAUUUCGCAAGCCACUGGUACUGUUCAGCGCUCCGGUUCUGGCCGAGGGGCUCUCGUGAGCAGUCCGACAUCGCCUGUAUCGCCUGGUGCUGGCGGCCGCCCUGUGAGCCACAACCGUCGCAGCAGCUUCAUGUCUGCACUGCGACGCAAGAAGCCUGACGGCGCGGGUAAGAUCUCCCGGGGCGAGAUGAUGGACAGCGCCGCACGGCGAGACACAAACCUGGAGAGAAGCGCCAGCGAGCUGAACGCUAUCCGAACCAAUAGCCAGCGCGGCCAGGCCAGCAGCCCGAAGCUGCAGAAGCGGACGGCGUCCUUCGGCACGCCAGCCCGGAACAGUAGCUGGCCGCUGCCGGACGAGGAGGACGACGACGAGCCCGAACUGCCCGCUGGCGAAGACGAGGAGAAGCACCUGCAACGGCCUAGCACGUCGGGCAACCUCGAGGGCGGCGGCAAGGCGGCCUCACGGCCGGGCUUCCUGCAGCGCCGCACGAUGUCUACGCAGGGCACGAUCGACACGCACGGCGUGGGAGGCGAGAAGAAGAAGAAGAAGUUUGGCGCGCUGAGAAGAAUGUUCAAGCUGGAUGAUUAG